This is a messenger RNA of Guillardia theta CCMP2712, 300 nucleotides long. RefSeq lists its product as hypothetical. Lineage: Eukaryota; Cryptophyceae; Pyrenomonadales; Geminigeraceae. Gene Ontology annotation, biological process: sensory perception; photoreceptor cell maintenance. The annotation marks the transcript as partial. The record is from RefSeq and is a predicted model, not a curated record. The transcript is spliced from 3 exons.
ACUGCGCGCAAGAUAUCCAUCAUUUUUGUGAGCUCGGAUUUCUCAGAGGAGGACGCAACCACCUUUUUCAAAAAUGCUCACGGCGAUUGGCUGAUGCUUGACUACAAAAGCGCUCUUCGUUCCGAGCUGAAGCGAAAGUUCGGAGUGUGGGCAGGAAAAGAGGCCUCGCAGUUUGGCACUUCCAUAGCAUCGUUCAAGUCGAGGAGAAGUGGAAUCCCCGCGCUUGCAAUUGUCGGAUUAGACGGAGAGCUUGUCAACUUCUUGAACGCUGAGCUGGAAGGUUUCGAGGCUUUGAUGUAA